Molecule: messenger RNA, 1221 nt
Organism: Trypanosoma rangeli
Lineage: Eukaryota; Euglenozoa; Kinetoplastea; Trypanosomatida; Trypanosomatidae
Exons: 1
Coding region: 1-1221 (406 amino acids)
Source: RefSeq, a predicted model, not a curated record
AUGACGCUUUUUACAGACGAGGCCCUUGAAGGGCUAUUGCGUGAAAACCGUCAGCUUCAGUCACAUGUCCGUUCCUUGCUUGGGAGGAUUGGGGCGCAACUUGUGCUCACAGAUACCCUGCUCCUCGCACUGAGACAUAGGGAGCCUGAGAAGAGGCAGGUUAACAGAAAUGAACUGCUUGGGGCCGAUUUGGACACAUGGUUUAUGUUUCGCUGCGGUUCCCAGGUGUGUGCGCCGGCGCUCCGCAUGCAGCCACCGCCAUAUUGCCAGGGGCUGUCCCCCAAGUUUCGCUGGAGCCAUCGGGCGAGGAGGUCGAUGAAGCGACAGGUGGAACGCUUGGGCUUAGACACGGGGGAAACGAGAGAUCCUGCGCAGUGGCAGAUCGUUGCGGAUGCCGUCAACUAUGACUCAAAGUCUACACAGUGUAUAGACAGUUUUCAAUGUUUUUUGCAUUAUCAGCAGGAAGUGGUGGCAUCACCGGAGCCCUUCUCAUCUGCGGAGGAUAAUUACAUUGACACGUACAACCCUGGAAGCGGCCGGUGGGGCCAACUUGUGGCGGACAUUUUUCGUCAAUUUGGCCGUCGUCGUACGGUAUUUCAGGUUGCUGAGAGGUACCGUAAGCUAAAACGUGAGAAGUACGAGUACAGUGGUCUCCUUGACGAUGCCACUUGGCAAAAAGUAGAGGCACUUAUGCCGGGUGUUGCUACCCCUGAGGCGGAACUUGUUCUCGACUGUUCGUGCCGGCUUAAUCUGGUCUGCACCAUUCCGUGGCCGACGGAGGAAGCUAUUCGGAAGUCGUUUUUGUGGCAUCGCAAGCCCCAGCGUAACGGGGACGCUCUUAUGCUGCGUAACAUCUACGCCGUGUUGCUCAGUGACGGGGUCUGCUUUGCUUCCAGGGAGACCAGAGAAAUUGCGGUGCGUCUUUUGGGGUUUGACCCGCUCGAUCUACGUGAGACGAUUGCUCGAGUACGGUGGCGAUAUGGACAGAUUUCAGUGGAGGAGGCGGCUGCGCGUCUUGCGUCAUCUGUAGAUGAGAUGAAGGAGCGCGUGCUGGCGAAUGUGUUACGGUGGUACGACAGCGUCUACACCUCCGACUUCUUUCGUUUAUCGGUUGCUGUGUUUGGCCAGCGGGAUGCGGCCUUGACGUGCUUCCGCAUCGCUCGCGAGUAUGAGCGAUGUCGCGGGAAGACGCCGUCGUAUGGUCAUCUCCAGUUGCUUUAG